UAUAUAUUGUAAUAAGAAAGAACAUUCAAGAAUAAAUAUUCAACUUCCCUUUUUUAUUUUUCCUUCAAUCAAAGCAGAAUCUGUGAACCUCUCUAAAACCCUAAUCAAGCUCUCCUCUCUAGCCUCCUCCCCCUCUUCACACAAAAGCUUCCUCCUUUAUUCUCGCCGGAUUGUCAGGACUCUCCUCGGUUCCAUCUUUCUCUGCCGCCAGGUUAAUUAACAGGACUAUGGCUACCGAGGAAGGUGUACAUGAGGCUCACCAAGUCUCUGAGGCUUUUGUGGUACAGUACUAUCAUAUUGUCGGAAAGGUGACUCAAGAAGCUCAUAAGCUUUAUGUAGAUGCUAGCGUUGUCAGCAGACCAGGUCCUGAUGGUACCAUGACCUCUCUCACAUCCCUUGAGGCUAUCGACAAGCAUUUUCUUUCAUGUGACUCUACUACAUUCGAGGUGCUUAGUGUCGACUCUCAGUCUUCCUUGGAAGACGGGAUUUUUGUUAUGGUGAUCGGUUUCUUGACCGGAGAAGACAACCUGAAGAGGAAGUUUUCACAAAUGUUCUAUCUGGCACGUCAAAACACUGCCUAUGUGGUUGUUAAUGACAUCUUUCGUUAUGUUGAUGAAGUGUCCUCCACUCCAACAACUCUUCCAGCUGCUGUUGAAUCUGUGCCAGAAACUGAGGUGGUGGAGCCUGUCCAUGCUCCUGCUGAAGUAAAGAACGUUGCUGAAGUGAAUACGGCUGUUGCUGAAGCUGCUACUCCGUUGGACAAUGGGAGUGACAAGCACUCUGUUGAAAAAUCUGUUACUGCUCAGAAACCUAAAGAGAUAGCUGCUGAUACAGCUGCUCCCCCGGUUGAUGCGGGAAAGAAAUCUUUUGCUGCAAUGGUUGCUUCAAUGGCGAGAAGCUCUGCUCCGUUCCAAGUUAAAGCAUCCCCGGUGGUUCAGAAACCUAAAUACAUGGCACCAUCUAAACCCCGUGAGGCGGCUCCAGCACCUAAGGCACCUACUGUUGCUGCUAGUAAACGUGAAAGGAAAAACGACCAGAGGAUUGUGGACGAGCCAGGCACUUCGAUAUUUGUGUCAAACCUGCCAAUGGAUGCAAUGCCGCCUCAGCUAUAUGAACUGUUCAAGGAGUUUGGUCCUAUCAAAGAACAUGGGGUUCAAGUCAGAAGCUCCAAUGCUCGUGGAACUUGCUUCGGUUUUGUUGCCUUUGAAGCUGUUACCUCUGUCCAGAGCGUGCUUGAGGCUGCCAAGAACAAUCCCUUCAAGCUUGGAGACCGUAAGCUUCGUGUAAAGGAAAAGCAAGUUGAGUAUGAUGGAAGCAAACCGUCUGGUGGGAAAAGGACGGAGAAUGGGUCUGCAGCAGAUGGAAGCAAGACAGAGAAUGGGUCUGCUGCAGAUGCGGAAGAUGACUUCAAGCCUAUCAGAAGCCGUAGGAACAGAAGUGAGAAGAAGGGAAACGGUCAAAACGAGAAGAACAGUGUGCAAACAACACCAAAACCAAAAGCCUGAUACUCGAGAAGAGUUCAUAUUUGCAGCAGCAGCCUUCUUAGAAAAUCUAUUAUUCUAAACCUUG
This is a messenger RNA of Brassica oleracea var. oleracea, 1569 nucleotides long. RefSeq names its product ras GTPase-activating protein-binding protein 1-like. Gene Ontology annotation, cellular component: ribonucleoprotein complex; cytosol. NCBI's taxonomy places the organism in Eukaryota, Viridiplantae, Streptophyta, Magnoliopsida, Brassicales, Brassicaceae. The transcript is spliced from 9 exons. The record is from RefSeq and is a predicted model, not a curated record. Bases 228 to 1505 code for a protein of 425 amino acids. Gene Ontology annotation, molecular function: mRNA binding.